AUGCAGAAUAGCAACUGUAGCAGCAGUAGAUCCAUUAGAUUGGACCAAUCCUCAGAUGGAGGAUCGGCCAAAAGAAGUACCUCUUCGAAUGGCGGUGCUGAUUCAUUAUCUGGAGUCACAAAUCAAACGACAGUGACCAUAUCGAUAUCCGACAAAUCUUCAGAGUCUGGAAGCUCAUCUGCUCUAAACACAACAAUAGGAGCAGGCAAUAGCAGAAGGAGUAAACCCAAGUCGUCAACAGUCAGGGAUUUCAGCAAGACAAUUAGAGCAACAUCGGAUCAUGUUCCACCUCUAGACUUUGAUGCUGCGGGGUUGGUCAGCCGAGACAAAGAAUUAGCCACUUUGAAAUCCUGCUACGACCGUCUGGUGAAGGAUGGGGGGAAGGAAUUUAUACUGGUCGGAGGUCAGUCUGGAUCGGGAAAGUCAAGCACAAUCAGAAGCAUUGAGAAGAACAUGUCUGUGGAAGGAUUGUUUGUGGAAGGCAAGUUCAAUAUGAAUACCAGUAACGAACCUUAUACUGGAGUGGCAAAUGCAUUUGGAGUCAUGUGCCGCAAGAUAAUCGAAGCAGGAUCGGAAACAAUUGCCGACCUUCGACAGGAUCUGCGAAAAGAACUGGGAGACAAGCCUGGAAUGUUGGUGCAGCUGAUUCCUGAACUAAAUUACAUCAUGGCCGUCGAUACUACAGACGACUCGAGCACGGAAUCGAUCGGGAGAGCAGACGAGGCGGAAGGUGGAGUCGAUCGCCUGCGAUUUGCAUUUCGUGUGCUGACACAAGUCUUCAGCGCUGUAUUUUCACCCUUGAUCUUGUUCCUAGACGACCUUCAUUGGGCGGACGUGUCAUCACUUCAAGUGUUGGAGUAUUUGAUUUCCGACACUCAAAAUGAGAAUCCUCUCAUGAUCAUUGGAAGCUACCGAUCGGAGGAAGUAGAUGAGAACAGUUUGCUUCACAACAAAAUGGUAGCGCUGCGAGAGAAAACUGAAAAGUUUCAAUUCCACAUGUCCGAGCUGAUGUUGGGAGUCUUCGGCCCGAGCGACAUUGAAAAGGUGAUCACAGCAGUAUUACCAUCAUUAAGGGCCGAUCACAUAGUGAGCCUUGCUGCUUUGUGCCACAAGCGCACGCACGGCAAUCCAUACUUUACAAUCGAAUUUAUCAAGAUGCUUCAUUUCGAAGGGAUGAUGAAAUUCGAUAAAACAACGAAGACUUGGUCUUGGGAUCUUUCAGAAAUUGAAAACGAAACCAUGUCGACUGCAAAUGUAGUCGCCAUGAUGGAGCAAUCUAUGAGAAAGCUACCAGAGCAGGUCCAAGCACUACUACAGUGUGCCGCCUAUCUUGGAUCGACGUUCAGUGAGCCAACGAUCGAGCUCGUUUGGAGCGCUUAUGGACGAAGGUUGGUGGACACAAGGACAAAACCUGUUUCAUCUCUUCUUCCGCCUCUGGUCGCUGAUAGCAUCUUCGAGAAAGGUGAAAAGCAGCAGUAUCGAUGGACACACGACAAGCUUCAAGAAGCUGCACUUUCUCUGUCAGAUGCGCGACGAGGUACCUUUCAGUUGGACAUUGGAAAAACCUUGUAUUAUGGACUCACUGAAGAGCAAGUGGAAGAAGACUUGUUUACGAUCGUGGACCUUAUCAAUAGUGGCAACGCUUUGAAGCGGCCAGAGUUUGCUGCCGUCAAUCUUAGAGCGGCAGAAAAGGCGCGUGAUAUCUCGGCGUUUCAGGCUGCCAGCGAGUAUGCUUUGGAGGGCAUUAGCCUUUUGCAGGAAAUCGACUGGAUUCAGAACAAGUCGACGGCUCUAAGCCUAUAUACUAUCGGAGCUGAAGCAGAACUCCUGCUUGGGAAUGUUACAGCUGCUGAGGGGUACCGUGAGUUGGUGCUCUCUCGACAUGACCUUUCGACACUUGAGAUGCUACCGCUACAGAUUGGCAAAGCCAAGGCAUUGGGGGAUGUUGAACUAAAGUCAAAGGAAGCACUGGAAUACUGUCUCAGCUUAUUGAAGAAACACGGCUGUCGUCUGACAAGGGUUCGGCAAUUGGCUUUUCCACAAGCUGUUGCAAGUCUGAUUCGUACAGUGAAGAAGGCAAAGGCAAAGCCACAAAGUUUUUAUGAGGAAAUGGAGCCGUCCGAAAACACAAAACUAAAGUACAUUGGGUACUUGCUUUCAAAAGUGACGUACAAUGCAUACACCGCUGGUGACAUUCCAAUGUAUCUGCUGGCAACUGUAAAGCUAGUUGACAUAACAAUGGAGUUUGGUGCAAACGAGUUCUCAGCUACUGCCUUUACAUUUUUGGGCAUGAUGUCAGUUAUCGUGCUGCAAGAUUACGAGGCCAUGGAACGGUUUGUAAAUAUUGCACUUGGGAUGCUGAAGAAGUUUCGGGGAAUGCAUGCUGCAGAGUCCAUCUUCGCCGGACACCAACUGGGUCUCUUUUGGGUGAAGCCACCCGAAAUCGGCCGCGUCGCAGCGGAAAGAGCUAUUUUGGAAGGCAGACGAAUGGGUGACUUGGCGUUCACGUUGUGGUCCAUUUUGCAACGUGUUGUCUACCUCCCGUACAUAACCGGGCGUCCAAUCCAUACAAUCCUGGAAGGCUGUUCCAAUGUCUUGGCCGAGUUUGAAGAGAGCAAGGCCGGCGCGAAUAUACUAAGCCUCAAGAUCCACUAUCAGAUGCUGGUGAAUUUGAGCGAGUCUUCGUGUGAAAAUCCAAGUUGGCGCUUUGGCACAAUAUACACCGAUACAAAGGAAGAUCACGAGGGGAAUCUUAUUCAUUUGGGUGAGAUCAUAGUCGUAGAAGGGGAACUCGUUUUCUGGAACAAAAUCAGCGAAGACUGCGAGGUCAGUGCCGAACGAGCGCUUCAGAUCGGAGAGACUCAUGCAAAGAUCACUCCAGCCAACUUUUGGAACCAAAUUGAGUCGUUUCAUCGAGCAGUUGCUCUCUAUGCGGCUGCAAUCAAAACGAAAAAAAGCAAAUACAAGCGCGCAGCAAACAAGAUCAGAAAAAGAAUGGCCGCCUUGGCGAAAUAUGAGAAUACUACCAUCCAGUACUUUUUUAUGUUUCUAACGGCGGAGCAUCUUGUAUUGCAAAGGAAGCACAUAGAGGCCAAGUUGAAGUAUGAGCAAGCUCUGGAAGCAGUGGGAAAGCUGGGACACCUUCACCACCUCGGGCUUUUCUAUGAGAGGUAUUCAGAUUUUCUUCGGCUGGAACUGAAUCUAGAGACAGAGUCUAGGUACCGAUUGGAACAAGCAAUAGGAUACUAUAGGGAUUGGGGAGCGGUUCACAAGACGAAAGCCUUAGAAUCAAAAAUGAAACUCAACAGAUCAUGA
Cylindrotheca closterium is the source of this 3315-nucleotide messenger RNA. The record is from the annotation of a GenBank genome assembly. NCBI's taxonomy places the organism in Eukaryota, Bacillariophyta, Bacillariophyceae, Bacillariales, Bacillariaceae.